Messenger RNA from Terrapene triunguis (Three-toed box turtle), 2393 nucleotides. RefSeq names its product lipase I (gene LIPI). Gene Ontology annotation, molecular function: carboxylic ester hydrolase activity; lipase activity. The record is from RefSeq and is a predicted model, not a curated record. Bases 42 to 1436 code for a protein of 464 amino acids. The transcript is spliced from 10 exons. Gene Ontology annotation, biological process: lipid metabolic process. Lineage: Eukaryota; Metazoa; Chordata; Testudines; Emydidae.
CACCAUAAGGAAAUACUAAAAUCUUCUCCAUUCAGUUGUGGAUGUUACGUGUUGCUUUUCACAAUUUCCAUAUGUUGAAGUUGUUUCUCUUCAUCUUUUUGACGUGCUGGGUGAGAUCAGAUACAGAACAAAAAUGUCAAGAGUUCACAGAUCUUAGCAUACACAAUGCUUUAGCUGGGACAGAUCUAAAAGUGAAACUGCUGUUGUACACAAGGACAAACCAAAACUGUUCUGAGAGUCUCAGUGAAUAUAAUACAACAGCAUCUACAUAUCUGGAUGUGACCAAGAAAACUGUCUUUAUAAUCCAUGGCUUAAGACUAACAGGCUCUGCACCAGUAUGGCUGAACGACAUGAAAGAACUUCUGCUGUCUUUAGAGGACGUUAACCUCAUUAUAGUAGAUUGGAACAGGGGUGCUACAACUGUAAUUUAUCAUAAUGCUGUCCACAACACCAGAAGAGUUGCAGAAAUCUUGAAGAAAUAUAUUGACCAGAUGUUGGCAUAUGGAGCUUCUCUUGACUCUAUUCAUAUGAUUGGAGUUAGCCUUGGGGCUCAUAUAGCUGGAUUUGUUGGAGAAAUGUAUAAUGGUAAACUUGGCAGAAUUACAGGUCUUGACCCAGCUGGCCCUUCAUUCAGUGGGAAACCACCAAAUGAGAGAUUGGAUCAUACAGAUGCACAGUUUGUUGACGUCAUUCAUACUGAUAUAGAUGUUCUAGGCUUCAGGAAACCUUUAGGAAAUAUCGAUUUCUAUCCAAAUGGAGGAGCAGAUCAGCCUGGCUGUCCACAAACACUGUUUAGUGGAUCUCAGUUUUUUAAAUGUGACCAUCAGAGAUCUGUUUUCUUGUUCCUGUCAUCCUUGAGACGGAGUUGCAACAUAACAACAUACCCUUGUGAUUCAUACUUGGAUUACAAGAAUGGAAAAUGUGCCAACUGUGAAGCUUUUCAACCAAUGCCAUGUCCAGUACUGGGUUAUUUUGCUGAUAAGUGGAAAAACUAUUUAAUCCAAAAAGACCCUCCGGAGACAAAGGCUUAUUUUGAUACCUCAGGCCAAGAACCAUUCUGUAUGUAUUACUACUUUGUGGAUUUUAUUACUUGGAACAAAAGCAUUAGGAGAGGUUUCAUCAGAAUUAAAAUAACAGACAAUGCUGGAAACACAAUAGAAUCAAAAAUAAAUAGUGAAGCUGCUACAUUUCAGCAGUAUAGACAAGCCAGUAUCUUUGUUGGAUUUUAUGAGGAUUUUGACAAAAUAUCAAGAAUUUCCUUGACUUUUUCAACAAGAACUCUAAUAGGCCCAAAAUAUAAGCUCAGGAUUCUCCGAAUGAGGCUAAGAUCUACUACAGAUCCAGGAAGGCUGCAGACGUGCAGAUAUGAUUUUGUACUUCUGGAAAACAUCGAAACAACCUUCAGGCCUAUUCCAUGCCAAGAGAGGGACAAGUAAAGAGAGAGCCUCCGCUAACUUGCUUUCUUUUGUAGAAAAUAUCACUUUUAAUUCUUUCUCAGGACUAAGGCCUGCUCUGAGGAGGGAAAUGAGACAAAACAAGCUCAGUUUCUGAAGUUGGAACGAUAAAGUUCAUUGCUUUCUGUGGGUAUCGUAGAGUGAAAUUCAACAAACAGUUCAGUCAAAUUUUGAAAACAAAUGUAUGAUGGCAGAACACGUGCAAUGAUCUAUUAGCCAUUGUUUGUAAGUAGCAAGAAUAUUCCAGGAGUCCUCUGAAUUAAAUGUAACUAUCUGCGCUGAUCAUGGCAAAUUAGUCGUCAUGUAAUAUAAAUAUAAUUAUUUUUUAUGCUAUUUUUCAUAUCAAGACAUAAUUAUUUCUCUGUGAAUUUAAUAUGCCAUACAGAUGAUAUACAGACCAAAGAUACAGCAAUUUUGGAGUAUAAUAUUCACUGAAUAAAUCAUUUGAAUUUCUUUCAUUAUCUGAUGCUUCUGGUUUUGGAAACCAGAAAAAUAGUUGAUAUUUGUGCAAAUAUAUGUAAAUUUGCUGUUUAAAGCAAUUCUCUCUGAUCUCCAUUGUCUUCUGUAGAUGAAUAUUAUUACAAACCUUUAAGUGUUUGUCUAUUAAUGAGAAUGGACAAGAGAUUGGCAUGCAGGUAUGAAGAAAUUGGAAUGUCUGCUUAUGGUCUGUGUUAUACAGAAAGUCAGACUGGAUGAUCACACAGUCUUAGAAUCUAUGAAGCUUUGAAUAUACUUACAGAGAAAUUGUGUGGCAUUAGGAAUGAUGUCUACAAUGACCAGAUUUUACUGCUAGGUGGUAUGAAAUAGGUAUAGAACUCUGGACAUACACAGCUAUCUGCCUACAAGUCUGCUGUACCCAUCCCAGUAAUGCUCACUGAAUGCCUUUGUAUAACUGCUGCCUUUUCUAUUAUUAUUUGUGUAGCUCCAGUUUUGCAGAGU